AGGCCGGGCCUCCCUCGGGAGACUCUCGUCCCUCUACUGCCAGCUUGUCGUAGGCUUGUUCGAAAGGGGGAAAUGGAGGCACACACAAGAAGGGGAGGGAGAAACUGCUAACACUCAUUCACAGGACCCAACCGAGUGUUUGUAGCGCUUAGAUGUGUCCGUUUGUUAGUGUGACCGAGUGUACGCUGUGUAUAGUGCGCUGGGAAAAUGUGAGCUGGUUCCCCAGAACGCAGGGUUCCUGUUUUCGAGGAACUUACUUUCCAGGCGAGGUAGAAUGUGUAUGUGGCAUAUGGUAAUCAGAGGUCUCAGGAGGAGUAAAGAGAGGUGCUGUUGGCAGCAGCAGUCUGCACAAAAGCAGGAAAGGCUAUUGUUUCACGACAGUUUGUGGAGAUGACCCGAACCCGGAUUGAGGGCUUAUUAGCAGCUUUCCCAAAGCUCAUGAACACUGGAAAACAGCAUACGUUUGUUGAAACAGAGAGUGUAAGAUAUGUCUACCAGCCUAUGGAGAAACUGUACAUGGUACUGAUCACUACCAAAAACAGCAACAUUUUAGAAGAUUUGGAGACCUUAAGACUCUUCUCAAGAGUGAUUCCUGAAUAUUGCCGAGCCUUAGAAGAGAAUGAAAUAUCUGAGCACUGUUUUGAUUUGAUAUUUGCUUUUGAUGAAAUUGUUGCCUUGGGAUAUAGAGAAAAUGUUAACCUGGCACAGAUCAGAACCUUCACAGAAAUGGAUUCUCAUGAGGAGAAAGUGUUCAGAGCAGUCAGAGAGACUCAAGAACGUGAAGCUAAGGCUGAGAUGCGGCGUAAAGCAAAAGAAUUACAACAAGCCCGAAGAGAUGCAGAGAGACAGGGCAAAAAAGCACCAGGAUUUGGGGGAUUUGGUAGCUCUGCAGUUUCUGGAGGCAGCACAGCUGCCAUGAUCACAGAGACCAUCAUCGAAACUGAGAAACCAAAAGUGGCACCUGCACCAGCCAGGCCUUCAGGCCCCAGCAAGGCUUUGAAACUUGGAGCCAAAGGAAAGGAAGUAGAUAACUUUGUGGACAAAUUGAAAUCUGAAGGUGAAACUAUCAUGUCCUCUAAUAUGGGCAAACGUACCUCUGAGACAACCAAAGUUCAUGUUCCACCUGUUAAUAUGGAGAGUGUGCAUAUGAAGAUUGAAGAAAAGAUCACUCUAACCUGUGGACGAGAUGGAGGACUACAGAAUAUGGAGUUGCAUGGCAUGAUCAUGCUUAGGAUCUCAGAAGACAAAUUUGGCCGAAUUCGUCUUCAUGUGGAAAAUGAAGAUAAGAAAGGAGUGCAGCUACAGACCCAUCCAAAUGUGGAUAAAAAACUUUUCACUUCAGAGUCCCUAAUUGGCUUAAAGAACCCAGAAAAGUCAUUUCCAGUCAAUAGUGAUGUAGGGGUGCUAAAGUGGAGACUACAAACCACAGAGGAAUCUUUUAUUCCACUGACAAUUAAUUGCUGGCCCUCAGAAAGUGGAAAUGGCUGCGAUGUCAACAUAGAAUAUGAGCUACAGGAAGAUAAUUUAGAGCUGAAUGAUGUGGUUAUUACCAUCCCACUCCCAUCGGGUGUUGGUGCUCCUGUGAUUGGUGAGAUCGAUGGAGAAUAUCGACAUGACAGUCGACGAAAUACCUUGGAGUGGUGCCUGCCAGUCAUUGAUGCCAAAAAUAAGAGUGGCAGCCUGGAAUUUAGUAUUGCUGGGCAGCCCAAUGACUUCUUCCCUGUUCAAGUUUCCUUCAUCUCCAAAAAGAAUUACUGUAACAUACAGGUUACCAAAGUGACCCAGGUAGAUGGAAACAGUCCGGUCAGGUUUUCCACAGAGACCACUUUCCUAGUGGAUAAGUAUGAAAUCCUGUAAUACCAAGAAGAAAGAACCGAAAAGGAAAAAUUUCAAAUUAAUAGAAAAGCCAAAAAUGGCUGAAGAGUUUUUCCAAAUUUACAAGCCAUUGGAGACCCUUUUUUUUUUUCUGAUACAAUGCACAUCUUCUGUGCAAGGACCCUCAACUCAUCCCUAGUGUUUCAGUGUCACAGAGACAUUCUUUGACAGAGAAAUGACACAAACAUAAAGGGAAAGGCUGCUCAUUUCUUUGGCAGAUUUUACUGGCUAGCAGGAAAGCAAGCUCUCCAGAGAAUGCCCCCAGUAAACACCUCCUCUGCCUUUGCCUAAAUUGCUCCUUUAUUUUAAUCCCCAAAUACAAUUAUAUUUCAUACUUUGUUUUUAAAGUUUUUUUUCUGUAGAUUUUAAUCUUUCAUACAUCUUUGUUUCCUUUCCAUACAUUCAAUCAAGCACUGGGAUCAUCUGUAUAUAGGCAUUGUGUUUGACCUCCUGGAACAAGAUCAUCUAAGCUGUUCUUGAUUUUUGGACAAUAUAGGUGAACUGUUUAAGGGGUCUGGAGUAUAGAAGUUAAAAGAUAAAAUUGACUCUUGUUUCUUCAUGUCCAUUCAUCCCUCCAUUACUUUGCCAAGCCUUUCUCCUUUUAAGGUCUGUCCUUGCAGUAGCACUGUUGAGUACUUAAAGUUUUGUGAGUCCCAUUUGUGUUGUAAUUAAGGAGAAACAGCUUUCAAAUGAAUUUGGUCCAUCUUCAGGAUGUCUAGGCAAAGAAUGGUUAUGGCCACAUGGACUGUCACUUCUGUUGGUAGUGCUGUCCAGACUUUCAGUUCUCCACAUUUUGGGUGCUUGAGCUGAAACAUAAAUAAUAGCCCAGUUUUGUGUCUGUUCACAUUCCUUAGGCUCUCCAUCUCCCUCUCCUAGCCACUCUUUUCAUCAGCCCUUCCUUUCUAGCAGAAACACAGUUAGGAUUUUGGAGGCCAUGGGUCAGUGAGUGUUUUUGCCAGUCCUAUCCUUAACCUUCCUAACGUCAAGUCCCUCCUGAAUUAUCAAGGAAAAUCCAUUUCCCCUGCUA
This is a messenger RNA of Fukomys damarensis (Damara mole-rat), 2902 nucleotides long. It is a transcript of the gene Arcn1, whose product is annotated as archain 1. Gene Ontology annotation, cellular component: cytosol; COPI vesicle coat. NCBI's taxonomy places the organism in Eukaryota, Metazoa, Chordata, Mammalia, Rodentia, Bathyergidae. The record is from RefSeq and is a predicted model, not a curated record. The coding region runs from base 391 to 1857 and encodes 488 amino acids. Gene Ontology annotation, biological process: endoplasmic reticulum to Golgi vesicle-mediated transport; retrograde vesicle-mediated transport, Golgi to endoplasmic reticulum; Golgi localization. The transcript has 10 exons.